Messenger RNA from Paramecium sonneborni, 5739 nucleotides. The record is from the annotation of a GenBank genome assembly. Lineage: Eukaryota; Ciliophora; Oligohymenophorea; Peniculida; Parameciidae.
UAUGGAUAGAUUAAAAGAAUUAUACUAAAAAGCACUUUCCCUAAUUAAAUAAGAAAAAUACAAAGAAGCAUAUGAUGAUUAUUUAUAUAUUCUACUUUUAAAAGAUCGUAUUUAUUUAUUCUUAUCAAUAGAAAGAAACAUCGAAUAUAAUAUGUUGAGUGGAUUAUGUUUUUAGAAGCUCAAAAAUUUCAAAAAGGCUGAAGAAUUCUAUCUCUACACACUUGAAAAAAGACCUGAAGAUCCUAAAAUAUUAAAUGCACUUUUUAAACUUAAUAAGGACGAUAUUAAAAAUAAAGAAAAAGCAAUUGAAUAUGGAUAAAAGUUAAUUACAAUUUAGUAUUAUAUUAUGUUAUAUAUAGCAAAAAAACAGAAAUUGGUAAAGCAAUGGAUGUAACUGUUGGAUAUUGUGAGAUUUUACAUGAAAAUUAAGAGAGGAAAAUGUUGGAUGUUCAUUUUCAAGAAUUAUUAAAACAUGGUUCAGCUGAAUAAGUUUAUAAAGUAGCCAAAUUUUAUAUUCCAUUAAUAAUCGAUCUUAAAUUAAUUGAUGUAACUUAAUCUAAAUCAUACAACUCCAUUAUUCGUCCAUUUUCAUAAAAAAUAUCAAAUUAAAUGCCAAAUUUUGAAAUUAUUGAAACUAUUUCUAGAAAAGUAGUAUCUAAAUUUCCAAUACAAUUUAGAGAUAUUAUUUUUGGACUUGCUAUUUAAAAAGAACAUUAUAUUGUAUUAUUUGAAUGGUUAGAAUUACUUCCAUCAAGUUGUUUUUUAUUAGAUUAAGUUUUAAGAUAUUGUCACUGUUUUCUAGAUUAUAAAAUAAAAUUUUUAUUAGAGCAAUGUAUAAUUUUAUUAAGUGAUGCCAAAGAAGGUUUAACAUUUUUCAAUUAUAAUACAUUUGAUGAAGAAUAAUAUAAUAAAACAAUAAUGAAAGCCCAAUCAUUUUUAGCCUUUAUGAGAAUCUAUGCAUCUUAAAUAGUAUAACAAAGUGGAGAUUAAUUUAUAUCUGUAAUUGAUAAAUUGCUUUAAUAAAAAAAUUUUGAUAUUAUAGAAAAAGACAAAGAUUAUACUAUCUUAGAAUUGCCACUUAAAGUUGCUUAAUUGUUUAAAAGUGGAAAUAAAGAUAAUUCAUAAUUAGCUAAUACAUUAAUGGUUGAUUUCAAUAAGAAAAUGAAGUAAUUAAAAAACUUUGAAUUUGAUGUUUCUGUAUUGGAAGAAGUAGGUGCUAAUUUAGGAUAUGACAUUCUAGCAGAUCCAGUUGAAUUAAUGGAAAUGAAGAAUUUAUUAAAAGUUAGAAUUAAAAACAAAGCUUAUUCUCUUGAAACAUAUGAAAAAUAUUUUGAUUAUCAAAUGAAAUUAGUUUCAUUAAUUAGACAUUAUGAUGAAGAAUUAUCAAUGUAACUAAUAUUUGAAAAAAUUUUAUCAGAUGAUCCAUAAAAUCUAAAAAUUCAAAUCAAUUAUGAUUGGCUAAAAUUUUCAGAAAAUAAGAUAUCUCAAUAAGAAUUAAUUGAAAGAUAUUAAAAAUACCUUCCUGCUCCUAUUAAAAUUGAAUAAAUCAUUUUUAAAAGAAUUGGAACAUUAAAAUUAUUAAAUAAACAAAUAAUUGAAGCUAAAUCUUGUUUUGAAAAAGUACAAAGUGAUGAUUAUGAAGCAAGUUUUGCUCUUGGCAUGAUAGCUUUCUAUUAAAAAUAAUUUGCAGACUCUUUAGAGCAUUUAUAUAGAGCAUUUAAUUAUUGUUAAACAAAUUAUCAUUUAAAUUAAAUAAUUAUGUUUGUUUUAAAUAAAUUAAAAUAAAAAGAUAAAGCAUUGGAAUUUGCAAUUAAUAUUUAUAAGUUAUAAUAAUUUUAAAAUGUUUAUUGGUUAAGCUUCACAAUAGGAUAGCAUUUGAUGUAGAAUGUUUAAUUUGGUAAAGCUCAUGAUAUUUUAUAGAAAGCGGCGGAUUAAUUUCAUUUUAAUGCUGAAAAAACAUACAAAUUAUAUUAUGAAAAGAAAUUCGAUUAAGGUGAUUUCUCAAUACCUUAUUUUAUAAAUUAAAAUGAUAAUCUAUAUUUAUCUGAUUAUCCUGUGUUUUCUUCAAAUUAUAUAAUAAAUCAAGGAAUGAUUGUUUUGACUGAAUAAUAUUUUUAGGAUGAAAAAUAUUUAAAAUUAUUUAAAUUAGAAAUGAAAUUAUCUGAACUAAAGAAAAUUCUUGGAUUGUAAGGAUCAGCUUUAAAAAGUUUAGAAAAAGCUGAAGAAUUGUUGCAAAGUGAUAAUAAAAAUUAAAUGUCUUAAUUAGAUAAUUAUUUAACAAUGAAAUGUGAUGAUACAAGUAAUAAAGGAAAAUUAAUAAAAUUUACUCAAUAAUUUAAUUAAAUAUAAAUUUAAAGCAGAUGGGUGAGUACAUAUAAGACAAAAAAAAUAGAUAAAUAAUAUUCUAAACUUUUAAUUUUACAUAAUUUUGAAUGUGCUUAAUUGCAAUUAUAUGGAUAAUAAGAUUACUUUAGUUAAGAAAGAAUGAUUUAAGGAUUGUUAAUGUCAAUUGAUAAUUUUGAUGAUUAAGAAGUUCAAAUAUUGAUAAAGAGUUAUUUAUGUUUUAUUUUUGAAAUAGGAGUAUAAUAAAUAAAGAAUUAAUUAGUUUAUGGAACAGAUGGAGCUUAAUUAAUGGCUUAGAAAUAUUUAAGCUUAUUUGAUUUAAUUUAAUCUUAAUUACAAUUAAAUGUAUAUGCUUGUGAAUGCUUAAGAGAAUUCUUUUAUUUAUUAGGAAUAUAUUAUGAUGUCUAGUAUUUUAAAUAAAGUUUAUAAUAUUCUUAAAAUGUGAUAAAAUUAUUAUGCUAAGUAGAUAUUGAAGAUUAAUUUGAUUUAUAAGAAACAUUUUAACAUAUGAGGAGCAUAUUAAACGGAUAAGAUAAAAAAUAACUAAUUGUGAAAAAUAAUUUGCAAUCUUUAUUAUUAACUAGAUGUAGAUUAAAUCUAGAUAAUAAUAAAUAUUUAGAAUUAAGUUUAUCUUUAUUUCCAAAAUGUGACAGUUUGUAUUGUAUAGCUGCAUAAAUCAGAAGAAAUCCAUCAUUUAUAAUAAAGGCUUUAGAAUGUAAUAAGAAAUGUUAAGCCGCCUUGUAUUAAUUAGGAUUACUUUAUAUUGGGAGAUAAAAUUAUGAAUUUGCUUUUUAAACUCUUUAAAAAUGUAUAGAGGUAGAACCUACAACAUCAGCUUUUGCAUAUUUGGCAUUAUCUAUAAUUUUAUUUAUUUAUCUACAAUAAAAUUAUAACAUUGAAAUUUCAGAUUGCAAUAAAGUAAAAUAGUUAGAUUCAUUACAUUUUUAUCAAAAUUAAUUAGCUUAAGCAAUUUCAUCAUAUUUAGACUAUGUAUCAACCCUUUAAAAUACUCCAAUUUAAAAUAUUUUAAGUAUCAUAUUUAGAAAUCUCUAUUUGGGAUAUACAAUUACUAGUGAAGCCAUCCUUCAUGAUGAGAAAUUUAAGUAAUUACUUAAAUAAUUUCCAUCAGAAUACUUGGGAAUUCUUUAUUGUGAAAUUCCUUACUUGUAAAAAACAGAAGAGUUAGAAAAGAUAUAUAUCAAAUAUACUAGUAUUAAGUUUAUAAAAGAAGAAAUUUAAUAAAUUAUAUAAUAAAUGAAUUAAUAUGAAAGCCCUAAUAAUAAUUAAGUUUAAUGGGCUUCAAAAUUAAAAUAUUUAAUUCAUUUAUUAACAUUAUGUAUAGACAAAGUAUCUAAUUUAUAAGAAUUAAUUUAAAUCAUUAAUGAUGCAUUUGAUAUGUUGAUUAAAAAUAUUAUCAAAUUAAGAUAAGCUACUAAUAUUUUCAACUUUGAUGUUUUGUUUUUAAGUUUUGUUAAUAAAUGGUAUCAUUACACAAGAACAAUUUAUUUAAAAGAUAAUUCUCAUAAAGAUUAUUAUUUAUUUGUUGCUAAGUUUUAAUAAUAAUGUUUAAAAUUAAAAGAACUUAAUGAAGCUUAAUUGAUAAAUUAUAUUGAUUAAUUAAUGGAUAAAAAUACAAAAAUAACUGAUGAAUUAAAACAUAAAUUAUAAUUUAUGGAAUUAAUAUAUUAAGGAAAUUGGUAAGAGGCUAUGACUCAUUUGUAAUUAUGUAUAUUUCAUAAUCCAUUAAAACGAGUUUAUCGCGAAAUUCUCAACAAAAUUCAUAUGACAUUUUAUGAGUAGAAAUAUAUUUAAUAAGAAAUAUUAGAUUUAAAAAAAACUAAUUAAGCAACAUUAUGGUUAAAUACAAUUAUAAAUGAAUUAGUUUAAGAGAGAUCUAGAAAUACAUCUAGAUUACCUUUAAUACUAAAAAUUAUUAAAUUUAAGAUAUUACCAUAUUCUGAUAAUUUAAUAGCUAAAUAUUUAGUGAAAAUUUUGUGUGAUAUAGAGUAAUAAAUAUCAACUGAAGGAUUGUUAGAUUAAAUAGUAAAAUAAUAUAAUAUAGAUAAAUAAAAAUAUUGGAUUAAGGCAUCGAUUUAAAAGAAAUUGCAUGAAAAAGAUAAUGUAAACUAACUUAUUUUAUAAUAUAAAGAUAAGUAUCUAGAAAAUUAUGAAGAUUAAAUUUAAUGGAAAAAGAUAGCUAUAUUUUUAAUAGUAAUAAUAAUUUUUAUUUAAUUAGCCUAUCUUAACAUAAUAUUAUUUUGAGAAUGGUCAAUAGGGAAUGGAAUCUAUUUUAAAUUAAGUCAUGUAAAAUUAUUGUUUAUAUGCAUAACAAUUUUUACCAAAGGAUGAAAAACUAAAGAAAGCAAGAUUCAUAUAUAAUAUGUUACAUUAUGGCUGUUAUUUGAAAAAAUUAGAUGAUAUUGAAUCAAUUGGUUAAACUCUAACUAAUUUAUAAGAAAUUGCUGAUGAGGUAAUAAAUUAAAAUAAUAUUAGUUUGCAAAUUAAGGUACAUUUAAUCCAAUUAGUUUGUCAAUAUAUAUACACUAUCAUAUUGCAACUGAAAAAUAUUAAGAAUUAGAAAAAUGGUUGGAUAUUACAAAUAAAUAUAUUUUUAAUAGUGAUCCUAUAAUCAUUUGGGGUUAAAUAAUUAGAUCAUAUAAUUAAGUUAGUAAGAAUAAAGAUAUAAAUACAUUAAAGAAAUUUGUUUCUUUUGUAUAAUAAUAAUAAAUAGAGAAUCCUAAAUUGUAAUCAUUAAUACAUUAUUUAAUUGGAUAAGCAGUUAUGAAUGUUAAUGAUUGGUAAUAAAAAUAUUCAAAAGAAGAAGUUUUAAAGAAGUUUUAGUUAGCUUUAUUAUUGAAUCCUAAUAAAGAAAUAAUUAAAUCAUUAUAACCUCUUUAAACAGUUAGAUAAGUGAAAUAAAAGAUGAAAUUAAGAUUGGAUUCAUAUUUUGAAGAUGUUUAAUAGUUAAAAAGAAAAAUAAUAAAAAGAAAAGUAUAAGAAGGAGGAUUGAAUAGUGAUUCAGAUGAGGCAUUGGUAGAUUAAAUGGAUUAUGAAGAAGAUUAAAAAGAAUUUUAGUAAGAACAUGGAAUGACAAUAGAAGAGCAUUAACAAAUAACUGAGAGUGUUAUAUUAGAAUAAUAAAAAGCUUAUGCAGAAUAUAAUAAACAAGUAGAAAGUUAUAAUGAAUAACUAAUAUAUCUUUAUGAAUAAUAAUAAUAUCUUGAUUAACUCAGUCAGGAAGAAUAAAUGAGAUUAAUUGAAUAUUAUUCAUAAAAUUAUACCUAAUUAUCAUAUGAGUAAUAAUGUUAGUAUAUGAUAUUAUAGGGUUAUUAACAUGAAUAAAUUGUGGAAUAUUUUUAUCAUUAAUAAUAAUCAGAAUAAGAAUAGUAAUAAUGA